AUGUUCUCUCCCUCAUUCAUCAGAGCGAUCCAGGUGGCCCUUUUACUGCCAACCACCAUCGUCUUCGCAAGCCCCGUCGCUUCGAAUGCCAGUGUUGUUCAGACCAGGGCUGCUGGUGGACUCGCCGAUGCCGCCAAAGCUGCGGGUCUGAGGUUCUUCGGAGCAUCGACCACGGUGGAUCAGCUGAACGACGAGCCCUAUGCAGAAUUGCUUUCCAACACCAGUGAUUUCAACCUUGUUACCUCGCUCGAACAAUUUGUAUGGGGUUCGAUUGAACGGCAGCCUGGUCAAUACGAUUUUAGCGUCGCUGACCGACUUAUCGCCUUUGCUGAGAGGAACGGGCAACUCGUUGCUGGUGGUACCCUUGUGGACGCCGUCCGCCAUUACAGAGCCCCGGGUUACAUCAACCCACUGCCCAACAAAUACCCUCCUGACGACAUCCGCGUGGCCCUUGAGAAGUUUGUCACCGCAGUGGUCUCGCGGUACAGGGGCAGAGUUCGUAAGUGCUUGAUUCUUCAGUUCCAAGCGCGAGGCAGGUGUGCUCAUUUAACACUGAAGAUUACUGGGAUGUCGCCCGAGCCCAAAGACGUGACUUUCGGUCGUUUCUUCUCAGUGGAAUGGGGUGUAGGCGUGACCGAUUAUCUCCAAAUCGCUCUACGAGCUGCGAGGAAAGCCGACCCUAACGUCAAGCUCUAUGUCAGCAACGCCUAUCUCGAGGAAUUCACCGGACGAAACGUCACUGACUUCCCAGCCAUGCUAAAUCUCGUGAAGCGCUUGCAAGCCGAGAACGUACCCAUUGACGGGGUCAACUUCUGGCUCGACCUCUUCGCCCUGCCGAGUAUACCACCCGAGGGUGACUUUUACAGCAACUUGGUUUCCAAGUUUCGACAGUUGGAGGAGCUGGGCGUCGAGGGUACUCUCGGGAGUACUUCGAUUUGGACCGAGGAGGACAGGCCUUGGAAUCCACCGGCAGCGCCCUUGCAUGCUCAGGUGUACCGUGAUGUUGUCAGGGCUUGUAAGGAUUCGAAGGCGUGUGUUGGGAUUAACCUUGCGAGUUUGACUGAUAAGUAUCAGAUCCUCAUUGACGCAGGGCCAAUUAACCCUUAUCCCUGGGACAAAGAUCUGCAGAAGAAGGAGCACAUCUACAACGCCAUUCGGGAUGGAUUGGUUGGUUAA
Messenger RNA from Coprinopsis cinerea okayama7#130, 1176 nucleotides. RefSeq lists its product as hypothetical. Gene Ontology annotation, molecular function: hydrolase activity, hydrolyzing O-glycosyl compounds. NCBI's taxonomy places the organism in Eukaryota, Fungi, Basidiomycota, Agaricomycetes, Agaricales, Psathyrellaceae. Bases 1 to 1176 code for a protein of 391 amino acids. The record is from RefSeq and is a predicted model, not a curated record. The transcript is spliced from 8 exons. Gene Ontology annotation, biological process: carbohydrate metabolic process.